CGUUGCUCGGGAUGCGGGCAGGUUCCGCCGCCGCCGCCGCCUCAGCCUCAGCCUCCGCUGCCUCAGCCUCGCCUGCCACCGGGGUUUGUAUGAAAACACCGGGCGGCGGGCGGCGAGGAGUCCGCCGUUCUUCCAGAGAGCAGCCGCUGGCGCUGCCGACGCCGAGCCGGGUGCUGCGGCUCUGCUCAGUCCUUGCCAGCGCCCCGUCCUGAGCCGAUUAUCUGCAAUGUUGAAAUGAAGUAACUCAAGAUGAGCAAGUUAAAAGUGAUAUCAGAGAAAAGUCUUACCAAUAAUUCUCGGGUCGUGGGACUCCUGGCUCAGCUGGAGAAGAUCAAUACUGAAUCUUCAGAAUCAGAUACUGCCAGAUAUGUCACAUCAAAAAUUCUUCAUCUGGCUCAAAGUCAAGAAAAGACAAGGAGAGAAAUGACAGCCAAAGGUUCUACAGGAAUGGAAGUUCUGCUGUCAACCCUAGAGAACACGAAAGAUCUUCAAACUACACUUAAUAUCUUAAGCAUUCUUGUUGAGCUGGUGUCAGCUGGUGGAGGCCGAAGAGCAAGUUUCUUGGUCACCAAAGGUGGUUCACAAAUAUUGUUGCAGUUACUCGUGAAUGCGAGCAAGGAAUCUCCCCCAAAUGAGGAGUUGAUGGUGCAGAUUCAUUCUAUUCUCGCAAAGAUUGGACCUAAAGACAAAAAAUUUGGAGUGAAAGCUAGAAUUAAUGGAGCUCUUACUAUAACCCUGAAUUUGGUCAAACAGAAUUUGCAGAAUCAUCGCUUGGUUUUGCCUUGUCUUCAGCUUUUACGAGUAUAUUCUGCCAACUCUGUGAAUUCAGUAUCCUUAGGGAAAAAUGGAGUUGUGGAGCUGCUGUUUAAAAUCAUUGGACCAUUUAGUAAGAAGAAUUCGGGUCUCAUGAAGGUUGCUUUAGACACUCUUGCUGCAUUGCUAAAAUCAAAAACAAACGCCAGAAGAGCUGUAGACAGAGGAUAUGUCCAGGUCCUUUUAACAAUUUAUGUAGAUUGGCACCGCCAUGAUAACCGGCAUAGAAACAUGCUCAUUCGGAAAGGAAUUUUACAGAGUUUAAAAAGUGUUACAAACAUCAAGUUGGGAAGGAAAGCAUUUAUAGAUGCCAAUGGCAUGAAAAUUCUGUAUAACACUUCACAAGAAUGUUUGGCAGUCAGGACCCUUGAUCCCCUUGUCAACACCUCUAGUCUGAUAAUGAGGAAGUGUUUUCCUAAAAAUCGCCUGCCACUCCCAACGAUUAAAAGUUCUUUCCAUUUCCAGCUGCCAGUUAUUCCUGUGACUGGGCCUGUGGCCCAGCUCUACAGUUUACCGCCAGAAGUGGAUGACGUAGUAGAUGAAAGUGACGACAAUGAUGAUAUUGACUUAGAAGCUGAAAAUGAAACUGAAAAUGAAGAUGACGUAGAUCAGAAUUUUAAGAAUGAUGAUAUUGAAACGGAUAUUAACAAACUAAAACCCCAGCAGGAACCCGGACGAACGAUAGAAGAACUUAAAAUGUAUGAACACCUUUUCCCUGAGCUUGUUGAUGAUUUUCAGGACUAUGAUUUAAUCUCCAAAGAACCAAAGCCUUUCGUAUUUGAGGGAAAAGUACGUGGUCCUAUUGUUGUUCCUACUGCGGGAGAGGAAGCAUCUGGGAAUCCAGGCAACUUAAAAAAAGGAGUUGUCAGGAAUGCAAAUGUGUCUCCUAAAGGAGAGGAAGGUGAUAAGAAACCUACCUGUAUGGAUGUGGCAAAAGAAGAUAUUAAGAAUAAUGACAGAACAUCACAACAGCAGCUAGGUGAUCAAAACAGAACUAUUACAUCCACUCAGGGCGUAAACAAUGAUAUUGUGAAGGCCUUGGACCGAAUUACGUUGCAGAAUAUCCCUUCCCAGACAGCCCCAGGUUUUACUGCAGGAGCCAAGAAGGACUACAACCUCCCUCUUACCGUCCUCACGUGCACUAAAGCUUGUCCACACAUGGCCGCUUGUGGAAAUGUUCUUUUUGAGGGAAGAACAGUUCAGCUAGGGAAACUGUGUUGUACUGGAGUUGAAACUGAGGAUGAUGAAGAUACAGAGUCUGUUUCAUCAUUGGAGCAAGCGUCAGUGGAAGUCUCUGAUGGACCCACACUCCACGACUCAGAUCUCUAUAUUGAGAUUGUGAAAAAUACAAAGUCUGUCCCAGAAUAUUCAGAAGUGGCUUAUCCUGAUUAUUUUGGUCACAUUCCGCCUCCAUUCAAAGAGCCUAUUUUAGAAAGACCAUAUGGUGUACAAAGGACAAAAAUUGCUCAAGAUAUUGAGAGGUUAAUACAUCAGAGUGAUAUCAUAGAUCGAGUGGUGUAUGACUUAGAUAACCCCAAUUACACUAUACCAGAAGAAGGAGAUAUAUUGAAGUUUAACUCCAAAUUUGAAUCUGGGAAUCUGCGCAAAGUAAUUCAGAUUAGAAAAAAUGAAUAUGAUCUUAUUUUGAACUCAGAUAUAAAUAGCAAUCAUUAUCACCAGUGGUUUUACUUUGAAGUCAGUGGAAUGCGACCGGGUGUUGCUUACAGGUUUAACAUCAUUAACUGUGAAAAAUCCAACAGUCAAUUUAAUUAUGGUAUGCAACCACUCAUGUAUUCGGUUCAGGAAGCAUUAAACGCAAGACCGUGGUGGAUUCGUGUGGGAACGGACAUUUGUUAUUAUAAAAAUCACUUCUCAAGAAGUUCAGUUGCUGCAGGUGGGCAAAAGGGAAAAUCCUACUAUACAAUUACGUUUACUGUCAAUUUUCCACAUAAAGAUGAUGUUUGCUACUUUGCUUAUCACUAUCCAUACACAUAUUCGACUUUACAGAUGCAUCUUCAAAAAUUGGAAUCAGCACACAAUCCUCAGCAAAUCUAUUUUCGAAAAGAUGUGUUAUGUGAAACCCUGUCUGGAAACACCUGUCCCUUGGUGACUAUAACAGCAAUGCCAGAGUCUAAUUAUUAUGAACAUAUCUGUCAAUUCAGAAACCGCCCUUAUGUUUUUUUAUCUGCUCGGGUACAUCCUGGAGAAACUAAUGCAAGUUGGGUAAUGAAGGGAACACUGGAGUACCUCAUGAGUAAUAACCCUACUGCCCAGAGCCUACGAGAAUCCUAUAUUUUUAAAAUUGUCCCUAUGCUAAAUCCAGAUGGCGUCAUCAAUGGAAAUCACCGCUGUUCUUUAAGUGGAGAGGAUCUGAAUAGACAGUGGCAAAGUCCAAAUCCAGAUUUACAUCCUACAAUUUAUCAUGCUAAGGGGCUGCUACAAUACCUGGCUGCUGUGAAGCAUUUGCCACUGGUUUAUUGUGAUUAUCAUGGCCAUUCACGAAAGAAGAAUGUAUUUAUGUAUGGCUGCAGCAUCAAAGAGACUGUAUGGCAUACCAGUGAUAAUGCAGCUUCCUGCGACGUUGUGGAAGAUGGAGGAUACAGGACUUUGCCUAAGAUACUGAGCCAUAUUGCCCCAGCAUUUUGCAUGAGCAGCUGUAGCUUUGUAGUAGAAAAAUCUAAAGAAUCUACAGCACGUGUUGUAGUUUGGAGGGAGAUCGGGGUACAAAGAAGCUAUACCAUGGAAAGUACUUUGUGUGGCUGUGAUCAGGGAAAAUAUAAGGGUUUACAGAUUGGUACUCGAGAAUUGGAAGAGAUGGGAGCAAAAUUUUGUGUUGGUCUGUUGCGUUUGAAAAGACUGACAUCCCCAUUGGAAUAUAAUCUGCCUUCCAGCCUGCUUGACUUUGAAAAUGACUUGAUUGAAUCGAACUGCAAAGUAACUAGGAAACGUGGCAGCUCUGAACUCCAAUUUUUGCCUCCAAUCCUUUGAAAUUGCUGAAAGCUCUGAUGACUUCUCUGCCUCUUAGCAGCUGCCCUUGCCUUGCCUUGGGUUCUUCUGGACUUUGCCCCAUGCACCUUUUCUCUUGAUUUUGCUUUGUAUCCUUUCACUGUAAUAUCCGUCACAGCUGUUAAUGCAGCUGUGUGCGGAAUCCUGUACAUCUGGCUAGCGCAUCACUAGACCAGGGAUGGCCUUGGGACCCAAACACGCAUGCCCAUUUUGAGUUUCUGUUAAGUUUGAUUAUUAUCUCCGAGAUUUUUCUGUUCUAUUGAGAGCCAUCAGAGACAGAUGGUAUUGUUACCCCUUUUCUUAUGUGUAAACUGAGGCUCAGAGAUGAAUUGACCCACGGUCAUCUGUCUGGUAAUUCUCAACGAAACCAGGAAUUGUGCCCAGAUUGAUUGGACUCCAGAAUUCCCCUGUGCUUUCAUUGUAUCUUGUAUCUUCCAAGUGACUAAGCAAAAUUACUAAAAGGGAAUGGUUUCAGCUUUUGAGGGUGUCCUGUAUUAUUGAGAAAACAACUAUUUAACCUUUUCGCUUUGUAUAAGGAAUGUUUUUAGAUCAAUAGUAAUAUAAAGUCAGUUGGAGUUUAGUGACUGUUUUUUGAAGGCAGCUUGGUUAUAUUUGUGGUCCAAAAAAUAUCAGUAAAUUAACAACUUUCUUUCCUUCCCCUCCACCAUAGAUGAUCCUGUUAGAAAUUCUGUACUCUAAUUGUGUGUUGAGUAUAUAUACCUGUGUAGGAAUGGGCAAAUACUUGUGUAUAUACACUGUGGACAUUUAAGACUGACAAAAUUGUUAACUUGUAUUUUCUAUGGAUAAUUUUGUUUGCUUUGAUAUUUAGUAGAUAAAACAUCUCUUAUGAGCUGGGAAUCAAAUUAUAUAAAUAAAACAUUCUCUGAUAUUUAGGCAGAUAGAGCCUUUACUUUCACAUGAGACCUGAUAAUUCGAUACAGGAAAGACAUAAUCAGCAAGUCACAAAUUGCUACUAAUUUGGGCAAUGGAGUAUAUUUCUGUUUGUGUAUCAGUUUCAGAAUUUCUCCCCUAGGAUAUCUUUAUUGUGCUGUCUGAAAACAGGUAGGUUAGUUUCAAAAUUGUAGAAGAGUAUGAGGUUAAGGGAGGAUUCGAAGUUACAAAAGUAAGGCAGUAUUUUUAGUCCUUUUGGUGUGGUGCCAGCCCAUUACCUGGGCCCGUUAGGAACUGAUUAGCUUUUUUCUGUAACAAGGUAGGUUUUAUUAAUUUUAUAAUAGCAUUUUAUAUUUGUACAGUUUAAGAAUUUACAGAUGCUUUCACACUUACUACCUAAUUGGAGUCAAACAACUUGUGAGGUAGUGGGGCUGACACUGUUAUCUCUGCUUUUAUUCUGGAGAAAAGCCAGUGCUUGGAGAGAGUAUGUGACUUGUUCAGGGUCAUGCAGCUGGCUAGUGGGAGAAGAGAGGCACAGGCCCAGAAUUUCUGACUCCAGGUCCAGUGUUUUGCUUCUUUCAUGCUUGUAUGUAGGUAACAGAGCUGAAGAUCGGCGUCCAGGUAUCUCAGAUGUCCAGUCAGCUCUCCUGCAAGUAGCUGGGCAUACAUCAGGGGAUUUGGUGAAUUUAUUAGGUUCCAUAUUGCAUAUGCUUACUAGUUAAUAUAGUGAUAGGCAGAAUACUUUCAGAAUCUGAAUGAAGCACAAUUUUUCAUCUUUGGAAAUCAGUUGGAAUUUUAAACCUUUUCUACAUCGUAGUGACACCAUACAGCAGGGAAUUUCAACAAAUUCAUCCUGUGAGAAAGCCAUUUGGGUGAAGGUUUUGAUUUUUUUUUUCCUGAAGCACCAUGAGAAGGAUUUGGUUUUGGACUAAAAUGCUAUUCUCUUUUAGAAUGAAAUGUUUCUUAUUGAUUAAAAUCCAGAAAAGAAGGAUGUUAGGGCAACGAUACAGAGGCCAGCUGUUGGAGAAUGAAGCAGAACAGGGAAACAGGAGUAAGCUUACAUGAAGAAAAGUAGAGGGACAAAGAAGUUGUGAUGGGAAAAAGGUAAUAGUGAUAGGAAAUAAUUGAGUGCUGAUUAGAGUUUCUUUUUGUGAUCAGAAUUUUGUGAUUGAAUUCCUUUCUACUGAUGUCAAGGGAUUAUUUUAUAACUCUAGGGCAGAUUAUCUUAAGGUCUUUCUUUUCCCUGCAGGUUAUUGUGAGAUAUAAUGUAUAUGAAGGCUCUUCCUAAGUUGUACAUUGUUCAAAACAUGUUGGAAUUACUAAUAAAAGCAAAGCUGAAUUGCUGUGGUCUUGUGCCUUACGUUUUUUUGUUUUUUAACACAAAGUAUAAUAAGUGGGAUGGGGUAAUAUAAAAAGCAGUGAUCUUGUGGGCCCUGAGGCUUCUCGUAAGGAGUUCGGCAAAUAUUUUUUUUGUGCCUGCAAUGUGUCGAGUACUCUUAGGAGCUGAAAGGAGUUACUAAUGUGGGUAAGUCACAGCUCCUGACCUUAACAUGCUCAUGAGAAGAUGGACCCACAAAUAGGUGGCUUCACCUGCAUGGGAGAAGGGACCAGACAGAAUGUGCGGGGUACAAACGGAAUGCAGAGAAAGGGCGCUUAGCCCGAGAUGGGCUUUCAUAAAGGAAGAACAUCUGCAGAUGAGCCUGAGCUAUAGUUUGAAGGAAAUACGAGUCGGUGGGAGAUAAAAAGUGGGAAGCAUGUCCAGAGAGAGGAAGCAACAUCAGUGAAGGUCUGUGAUGUAAAAUGUGAGGCAAGAAGUAGCUCAGAGCUUGGCUGGCAGGACUUGCUUGCUGAGAAUUGUGGUUUUAUGACUCACUGAGUGGAUGAUGUUGAGACGAGGGCAAGCGGAAGCAGACUUGCAGGGGAGUCUGAUGAGUUCCCUUGCAAACAUACAGUGGGGGUAUAUGCGAGAUAGCCGCGCGAACCUGUUCGCAAGUGCUUGUGUGCACAGUGCAAGUUCAGGGGUGAAGUCAGGGCUUGAAAUUUGGAAUUUGGAAAUACCAGAAUGCAACUUAAAAUAUGGGAGUUUACUCAAAGAGAGCGCGCCAGGAGAGCAUUUUUAUAAGUGCUUGUUUUUGAGGCAUAGGAGGGAGGAUGGAGAGCACUUGAUCAGCAGUGAGCAGGGACAGAGGGGAAUGCGGCACACCAGAAGGGAGGAGUGCUGGAAUUUCUACCAGUUAAGGGCAAGAAACAAUGGACUGGAGAGUGGCAACUGGAACACUGGCCAGAAGGCUGCUUUCAGGGGAGUGAUGGGGAUUGAAUUCCUCUGUUCCUGCUGUCUAGGAUUCCCGCAGCUCUGACCCUAGGCCUACCCAGCACUCUCCCCGCUGCCACAGGUGCGCAGGUUGGCACUGAGGCCUGCUUUGCCGUUGCUAGAUGGACUCACUGCAUUUCAGACAGACGGUACACUUUCAUGAAGCUGAGGCUAGGAACAUGUCCGGUAGGACCUGCAGAAACAGGCAUCAAAUAGCAGGGUCAGUGUGGGUUCCGAAAAUGGACUCAGAGUGUGAAACUGGUCCAUUGCUAGGUAUCACGAGGGUUGAUGCCACGACGUGGAUGGAGUUUAUGUCGCAGCAUAUGAAGGAGCCAAGAUCAGGAAUUGACAGGCUCAAAGUAUUUUCUGAGCAUUCGUUAUUAUGGGGUUUCUUGUGCUUCUUAGACUUAACAAAAGUGCUUAUUAAGUGUCUGAUCCUAGCACUGUUCCAAGUCUCCUUGAUGGCUAGGAACUUUUUUGGCUGGAUCCUGGGCAUUUUUAUUGCUUCUGAAUCAUACUUCUUCUGUUUCCUUAACUUAUAAGACUAUUUUCUAGCCUGUAAACUAGGUUUUUUCUUUAAACCCUUUCUCUUAGGUCAUGUUGAUUAAUGUUCUAGUAUUCAGCUUCCCAUGUAGAACUAGGUCCUCGCCCUGACCUCGGUGUAGUGGCUGAGGUUCCGGUAACCAGUUUACUUUGUGCCAGUCUGUUUUCUUUGGUGGUGGUAUGGGGGGUGGAAUUCUGCUGUCUGCAGAUCUCCUGAACGAUGCUUGCCCCCCCCCCCACCUACCCACCCACCACAUGGAUUCUGUGCUCUUCCUACCUGUCAGGAGACCCCAUGAAGCUGCAGGUAACUGCGCUGUUCUGGUCCCGGUGCCUCCUUGCUGUGGAGUGAGCCUCUCCAGUCCUGCUUGGUUUCCCCAGCCCCUGUACCAGUGGAGUGCAUGGCUUUUGAGGAAAUCUACCCCCUCCCUUGCAUCCCCACUAUCAUUUCUUCUUAUUAGGACAGUCUCCAGGAAGAAAGUAAGCAAGUUUCCCCCCUCAUUUCUGUCCUUCCCCCUCUUUUGCUCUAGCAGAAGCCUCCAUCUGUCCUGAGAGUCUGUUCUAAUAGUCCUCAGCGUAUGCAGUGAUUCACCUGGGACACCCUGAGAAUUUGAAACACCAGACUCAAGAAGGAGUGAAUUACUGUUUU
This is a messenger RNA of Mustela erminea (ermine), 8210 nucleotides long. It is a transcript of the gene AGTPBP1, whose product is annotated as ATP/GTP binding protein 1. The transcript has 26 exons. NCBI's taxonomy places the organism in Eukaryota, Metazoa, Chordata, Mammalia, Carnivora, Mustelidae. Gene Ontology annotation, molecular function: metallocarboxypeptidase activity; zinc ion binding. Bases 250 to 3801 code for a protein of 1183 amino acids. The record is from RefSeq and is a predicted model, not a curated record. Gene Ontology annotation, biological process: protein side chain deglutamylation; C-terminal protein deglutamylation; proteolysis.